Neurospora hispaniola is the source of this 2436-nucleotide messenger RNA. Its product is annotated as P-loop containing nucleoside triphosphate hydrolase protein. The transcript is spliced from 2 exons. Lineage: Eukaryota; Fungi; Ascomycota; Sordariomycetes; Sordariales; Sordariaceae. The record is from RefSeq and is a predicted model, not a curated record. Gene Ontology annotation, cellular component: nuclear origin of replication recognition complex. Gene Ontology annotation, molecular function: DNA replication origin binding; ATP hydrolysis activity; chromatin binding. The coding region runs from base 136 to 2436 and encodes 766 amino acids. Gene Ontology annotation, biological process: mitotic DNA replication checkpoint signaling; DNA replication initiation.
UUUCUUAUCUCAGCGAGGCAGCAUUCAGUACCGGAAUCUCCAAGCUACGUUGAUGAACUGUUUGUUUUGAUUUCCGACCGACCGACUAAAUCGAUAAUCAAUUUCUACGACUGGCCUCUUCAACAGCUGGCCGCCAUGCCUGCCACCCCCGGACGGCGUUCGUCUCGAGCGCAAGACUUUCGUCUCCCAGGCGUAACCAGAGAGGAUUCGGAUGAUGAGCUUGGGACAGAUGAUUUGCCGUGGGAAUGGAUUUAUGACAGGGAAGAGGAUGAAGGAGAAAACGAGGUUAUACCAGCAAGCGGACCGGGAUCGAGGAAACGGAAACGAACAACACAGCCAGAGCGCAAGAUUAUCGGUGCAAAAAUGGGGGACUUUGACUGCUACGUGGGAGACACUCUGCUUCUCAAAGCUGAAGGCUCUAACGAAGCCUGGGUUGGGAUUGUCUCGGAGUUUUUGGUAGAUGAUGGCGAAAAGUCGGCCAAGUUCAUGUGGUUUUCUUCGGAGAAGGAGAUUCGGAAUGGCCCGAAGAAGAGAACGGAUUUUGUUGAGAACGAGCUUUAUAUAACACCGAGCUUCGACUUCAAUGCCCUGACCACUAUCAAUGGCAAGGCCAUAGUCAUGUCCCAAGAAGCCUUCAUGAAACAGUACCCAACCGGCAAAGUCCCACGAAAAUCCAAAGAGUUCGGCAAGGUCUUCAUCUGCCGUCGAGGCUGCAACACACGAACGUGUACCUACACCGACGAAUUCAAAUGGGAAGAUAUCUACAAGGGCAAGGAAGAUCUCGAAUCCCUCCUCGACUUCGUCCUCAAGCGCACCAAAGCCACCCGAAGGAAACGACAACCCAAAGCCGAAUCUCCCGAACGAGAAUACGCCUCCGACGACGACGCUGACGCCGAACCCGCCGCUAAAGUCCCUCGCACCCCUCGAAAACUCAAAGUCCGCAGCAAUGCCGCGACCCCAACCAGCCGACGCAAAGGCACCAAAGCCGCUCUCAGCGUCGCCGUAACGCCCACCUCCCACCGCAAGAUCAUGAUAAAGAGGCACCUCGAAUUCACACCCUUGGCCACCCGCGUGCUCUCCCCCAUGCACAUCCACAACUCCCCCUACCAACUCGCCCGCACCCAACUGCACGUUGCCUCGGUCCCGACCUCCCUCCCCUGCCGCGAAGCCGAGUUCUCGCUCGUGUACUCGCACCUCGAAGCGGCCAUCACUGACGGGAGCGGCACCUGCAUCUACAUCUCCGGCACGCCGGGCACGGGCAAAACCGCCACGGUGCGCGAAGUCGUCUCGCAUCUGGACGCAGCCGUGCGCGCCGACGAGCUGGAUGACUUCAUCUUUGUCGAAAUCAACGGCAUGAAGAUUACCGACCCGCACCAAUCCUACUCUUUACUUUGGGAAGCACUCAAGGGCCAGCGCGUCAGCCCCUCACAAGCGUUGGACCUGCUAGAGCGCGAAUUCAGCCACCCGUCCCCGCGCCGCGUGCCGUGCGUGGUGCUGAUGGACGAGCUGGACCAGCUGGUGACCAAGAACCAAGGGGUGAUGUACAACUUCUUCAACUGGCCCGGGUUGAGACACAGUCGGCUGAUUGUGCUGGCCGUGGCCAACACGAUGGACUUGCCUGAGCGCACGCUGAGUAACAAGAUUAGCAGUCGGUUGGGGCUGACGCGGAUUACGUUUCCCGGGUAUAAUCAUGAGCAGCUGAUGCGGAUCGUGCAAAGCCGGUUGGAGGGCGUGCCGGGGGAUAUUGUGGAUGCAGACGCGGUGCAGUUUGCGGCGCGCAAGGUGGCGGCUGUGAGUGGUGAUGCGAGACGAGCGCUGGAUAUUUGUCGACGGGCGGUGGAGUUGGCGGAGGCGGACGCGAAGGUUGUUGCUGAGGCCGAACCGCCAACGCCAAGCAAAAAGAAGGGUGUUGAAGAUAAAGUGGUCAGUAGGAAGAAGGGGUCGGCCGGUAGAGUCACGAUUGAGACGGUGCGGAGGGCUAUUAACGAGGCUACGAGUAAUCCAUUGCAGCAGUAUCUGAGGGGCCUCCCCUUUGCGUCAAGGUUAUUACUUACGGCGCUGCUGUUGCGUACUCAGCGGACAGGGUUGGCGGAGAGCACGUUUGGAGAUGUGCUGGAGGAGAUGCAACGGAUGAUUAAGCUGGCGACCGGAGGCGAUAGUCGGCCAUUGAAUGCCUUGAUGGCCACGGCUGGAGUGAGCGCGGCAGACUAUGGGGAUGGUAUCAUGGGUAGGGCUAGAUCCAAACCCGAUGUCAGGCAGAUGCGGCCAGGCGGACUCGCCAUCGCAGCGGUCGACCUAACAGGAGCGGGUGUCAUCAACUUGGAGGCUCACAAGGCCGAGCGACCGAGCAAGAUUCGGCUGGCUGUUGGAGAUGAGGAGGUUAGGUUGGCUUUCCGUGAUGAUCCGGAAGUCAAAGCACUGGGUGUGCUUCUUUGA